CGUAAUAAUAAAAUUUGAAGUUUCUCUUCGUAAAAACUCACUUUGUUUGCCAACAGACUGCGGUUCUCGUAUCGAAUGGUUUGUUCUCAUAUAUAAUUGCGAUGUCUUUAUUCCCAGCGUAUUCCUCAAGCGUUUCGAGUAAUCCAGCAGUGUCAGUACCUUCCAAGCCUAACGAUUUAUCUUGGCUGUCGAACCAAAGCUUUAUCGCUUUCCCUAGCGCCGGUAAUCGCGAUGAUGCCUCCGAGUCGGAUCAAAAUAACAUAGGGGCGAUUGAAACGAACACCAGAUCCAAUCGUUCAUCAAAACGCGAACGGAAGAAGAAGAAAAAGAAACACCACAAAAAGCGGAGGCAUUCUUCGAGCGACAGCGAGAGCAACCCCGGGGAGACCGAUGCGAAGUCGAAAUUGCUACUGCAACCACCGGUGGUGGUUUCUGAGCUUGAAUAUUACACCGACUUGGAUGCGCUUAAGAUUUAUCUUACGGUGGAGACUCUGCAUCGUCCAGCCUGUCCCAAGUAUCGAUUGGGUUGCUAUCGCUUUGGUAGAAAAGGAAAAUUUCAGGGUGCAAAAAUUCAGCGAUACUUUCGGUAUUUUAAAAAAGCCAAGCAAUUCACGAAAGAUUCCGAGUGGAAGGAUGAUAUCAAGGACAAAGAGAUUGAGAUGGAAAAAGACGCCCGAAGUAAUAACUCGGUCGAGAAAUGGAUUGAUUACAUAGAGUUCAAGGAAAAUCAUCCGGUUCAUAUGGAUAGUUAUCAGAAUCAUAAGGCAGAGCUUGCCAUCAUCGAGAAAGCCAUGCGAUAUCAUCCCGACGAUGAAAGACUGCUGCAGCUGUAUCUUGAGGGUAUUGUGAAGGUUCAUCCAACGGACGAAGUGCUGGAAAUGAUCCAGAAGCUGAUUUCGAAGGAUAACACGAACGUUCUGCUGUGGGAUGCCUUGAUUAGCAACAAGCAGUCUGCAAUGGCUCAGUGUAUCGCUCCGAAUGUGCUGAAAUUGUAUGAAAAAAGCACGCGCUCGCUAUUCAUGGCAAAAAGAAGUGACGAGGUGAUGUUGAGAUUUUUCAAGAAGUGCGCAACUUUCUGUAGACAAGCCGGCCUCUGGGAGCACCUUUUCGGGUUGAUACAGCUGACCGUCAGUUUAAACGUGAGCACCACUUUCGCAAGUGGGAAACAUUUGUUCGCUUCGCCAGAGCAUUACCAUCAGCUGAUCGAAUACGAGGAGUUGAUUCUCAAAUCGGGACUUCCCAUGAACGAGAUCUGGUUGAGGAUCGAGAAACUCCGUAGCGCUUUCCAUUUCCUGCCCUUUGGGGGAACAAAUAUGUGCAGUGAUCCCCAAAGGAUGGUUCUACACGAGGAUGUCAUCGGUUUUGUGUAUCCACUGAUCAACAAAGAGUAUUCCUUCGAUCUCGUAAUUCUGAUUCUGAAACUUAUGAAAUAUCCUUUCGAGAGCAGCGCCUUCGAGAGAUGCACUGUUUUCAAACCAGAACCAUAUGAAUCCGAUCACGCCGAACAGCUUCUCCCCCUGCUGUUGGAUCUUAACAGAAACAGGAAAGUCGACUCGGUUGUGAUGAAUCUGAUAAAGGAGCUUUGCACGCCACCUUCCUUCAUCAACACAAACCUCGCCUUCGAAUCGUAUCUCGAUGUGAUGCGAGAGUUGCUGAUAUCUGCUUCGGAGUAUUUCUCUGACGAAAAAAAUAUUGCGUUACUUCUGCUCUAUCUGAAACUUGAACGGAUCCUAAUUGUGAACGAUAAGACCAUGGAGAACCUUAAUGACGAACGGAAAAAGUCAUGCCGAGGACGGAUAAAAAAACUGCUCAAGAACAGUAAAUACCAGAACGAGCUUGAAUUUUACGUUGAGUACGGACUGAUUGAGUAUGAGAUGGAAGGAUUCGGAACAAGUUGUAUGAAGAUUUUUAACACUUCCAUUCAAAUGUUCUGUUCUGCGGAAGACCGUUCAGAUGAUAAUGAUUUGUUCACACUCGUGCUUAGACUUACCGAAAUCCUACUGAAAGAGAACAGAAAAACGGAAGCAAUUCAUCUGAUGACCAAACUUGCCCUGAACCCAAAUGAGAUUUCUCUAAACCCUUCAGAUUCUGUUGGGGAUCCAUCGAAACUACUGGCCCUGCAAAAGUUGAAAGAUCGUGCCAAUCAUCACUUACAGGAAGAUGAUCAUGGUGAACAUAUGCUGCUGGAACAGUAUUUCAGACCCAAUCCUACAGUUAACAGUUUGAAAGUGUAUCUCUAUUAUAUGGCACUGAUUAAAUCCAAGGCGGAAACCAUCAGAAAAAUCGAUGGGUUUCUGUUUCACUUCAACAACGUGGACAACCAACGCCACGCCUACAUUCGGGAGCAAAUCUUCGAAAUUUAUCUCAAAAUCCUAGAAUUCCGGCUAGACGAAUUCAGCAACAUCGGCUUCAUGCAAGUGAUCGAUCGAGUUUUGCACGAAUAUCCGGACAAUCUUAACGCCAUCCGGUUGUGCACUUUUUCCGAAUCACUUUCGUGGUUCCAGAUGCGAACCAUUCUGGGCAAACGUCUGACCACGACGUCCGUCCUGCUGAUGGUGGCAGCCGCUCGCAUAAGGAACCUCUACUCGACGGUAGGCGAUGAGAAUGAUUGCAAACGAGGUGGGGAAACGUAUAAACGCCGCAUACUGAACUUGCUGAAACACGCUGUCCGAAGAGAGUCCACCCUGCGUCAGAAUGCUCUUCUGUGGAGACUCUAUUUGCGGGAGCUGUUUGAUCAGCCGAACUGCACGAGGACGGAAACUGGGCGCAAUGUUUUGGAGGAUUGUAGAAAAACGGUUUAUAUGGCCCUGGAGGCGUGUCCGUGGAACAAAGCUCUGUAUUUGGAUGGGGCGUUUUUUGCACCGCAAGAGCUUUCCCAGCUGCUGGAUUUGUUGAUGGAGAAGCAACUGAGGAUUCACGCUAUACCCGAGGAACUGGAAAUUUUGCGGAAUGAAUGAAUGAGUGUGUUUGUAUGGUUGAUCUGUAAAUAUAUUGUUUU
Toxorhynchites rutilus septentrionalis is the source of this 2998-nucleotide messenger RNA. RefSeq names its product nuclear exosome regulator NRDE2. Gene Ontology annotation, cellular component: catalytic step 2 spliceosome. The transcript is spliced from 2 exons. Lineage: Eukaryota; Metazoa; Arthropoda; Insecta; Diptera; Culicidae. Gene Ontology annotation, biological process: negative regulation of RNA catabolic process; regulatory ncRNA-mediated post-transcriptional gene silencing. The record is from RefSeq and is a predicted model, not a curated record. The coding region runs from base 102 to 2957 and encodes 951 amino acids.